Messenger RNA from Peniophora sp. CBMAI 1063, 792 nucleotides. Lineage: Eukaryota; Fungi; Basidiomycota; Agaricomycetes; Russulales; Peniophoraceae. The record is from the annotation of a GenBank genome assembly.
AUGCACAAAGAAAUUGUACAACUCGAUGCGGAGUGGCACGCACUGGCUUGCUCUCGCAACGUCUUGCUCAAAUCCAACGAGAAAUCAGGGCCGGAAGCAGCGGAGUUAGAGGCCAAGCAGAAGGAACUUGUCUGGCGCGACGUUUACUGGCUUCGCCUCAAUCGACUUCCUGUGUUCGCCUACAUGUGGCAGAGGAACAGCGAACUUUCCCUUGAAGAAUGCGAGGGAGACGACAUCAACCACAUCAUGGUCAUUGAGAGGUAUCAGCGUCUAUGGAACUGCUUGGAGCAAGAAGCGAGCGCCACUGCGCCUCGCGGCCAGAAGUGCCAGAGCGACGAAGAAUACGAAGCUGCACUCAGCCCCAUCCUACUCAAGCACCGUAUGUUUCAAGCGGCCGCCGCGGACGACCUUUACAAGAGGCUCAACUAUCCGGAGCCGUUAUGGCUUGAUGAACAUAUUCUGGCUUAUUUUCUUAACAGCCCAGCACUGGACACCCUCGAGCAGAAGAUGUGUCUCAUCUCUGAAGUCCAGCGUUUCCGCGAUGCGUCUUAUAAUGCAGCCCAAUUGGGCGAGUUUGCACUGGAUCAAAUGUUUAAGAUCUGGUUCCGCGGCAUCUUCAUCCCUCGGAGCGGGCAUAUGCAAGCGAUGUACGAUCUCGUAGACGACUGGUCUAGGUCCCUUGAGGAUAUGGAUGACGGGAUGGGCGGGCUCGAGAUGAGUGCAGCGAUGUGGUUGCACGAACGUCAGACGAACGGGAAGUUCAAGAUCCCCUCUAUGCUGCUGCACUACUAG